Messenger RNA from Phyllostomus discolor (pale spear-nosed bat), 2822 nucleotides. It is a transcript of the gene TXNDC2, whose product is annotated as thioredoxin domain containing 2. Lineage: Eukaryota; Metazoa; Chordata; Mammalia; Chiroptera; Phyllostomidae. The transcript is spliced from 2 exons. Bases 1 to 1875 code for a protein of 624 amino acids. The record is from RefSeq and is a predicted model, not a curated record.
AUGACACAAGUCUUCUGUGAAAUAUAUGAUCAGAGAUUUUUUUGUUUCUUCUUUUGCAUUUUACUUUAUUUGCUUUUUUGUUCAGAGAGUCCACUAUCACAGGCUCUGUCCAGCCAUGUGAUUCUCCUGGUCCCAGAGUUCUUGGAUCCAGCCCUCACCCAGGAAAAGGCCUUUGCCCAUGAUGUCAGCAACAAACAACACACACCUGCGGAGGAGUCCAAAGUUCCACAGCCAGAGGACACGUUCCUCCCUGAGCAGGGUAGUGACAUCUCCAGUUCCUCAGCAAACGUCAUGCAACCCAAGGAAGGUGAUACCCCCAAUACCUCAACAAAAAUCAUCCCACCAAAGCAGGGUGACACACGCAGUUCCCCAGGAAAAAACAUCUUGCCUAAAGAAGAUAACACCUUUAAUUCCUCAGAAAACAACAUCUUCCAUAAAAAGGGUAACACUGCUAAUUCCUCAGAAAAAAACAUCCAAUCCAAGCAGGAUGACAUCUCCAAUUCCCCAACCAAAACCAUCCCACCCAAGCAGGGUGACAUCCUCAGGUCCCCAGGAAAAACCAUCUUGUCUAAAGAAGGUAAAACCCCUAAUGUCUCAGAAAAAAAUAUUCCAUCCAAGCAAGUUGACACUCCCACAUCCUCGGCAAAAAACAUCCUGCCCAAGCAGGCUGACACCUCCAAGUCCUCAGCAAAAGCCAUCCUGUCCGAGCAGGUUGACACCCCCAGUUCCUCAGAAAGCAACGUCCUGCUCAAGCAGGAUGACACACCCAUUUCCUCAGCCAAAACCAUCCAGCCAAAGCAAGACAAAACCCCCAAUCUCUCGGCAAAAACCAUUUCACCUAAACAGGGUGAUAGCCCUAAAUCUUCAGAAGAAACUGUCCAGCCAAAGCAGGGCAAUACCCCCAAGCUCUCAGCAAAAUUCAUCCAGCCAAAGCAGGGCAAUACCCCCAAGCUCUCAGCAAAAUUCAUUUCACCCAAGGAGGGUGACAUCUCCAACUCAGAAAAAAACAUUUCACCCGAGCAGGAUUACACCUCCAAAUCUCCAGAAGAAAACAUCCAGCCAAAGCAGGGCAAUACCCCCAAGCUCUCAGCAAAAUUCAUUUCACCCAAGGAGGGUGACAUCUCCAACUCAGAAAAAAACAUUUCACCCGAGCAGGAUUACACCUCCAAAUCUCCAGAAGAAAACAUCCAGCCAAAGCAGGGCAAUACCCCCAAGCUCUCAGCAAAAUUCAUUUCACCCAAGGAGGGUGACAUCUCCAACUCAGAAAAAAACAUUUCACCCGAGCAAGAUUACACCUCCAAAUCUCCAGAAGAAAACAUCCAGCCAAAGCAGGGCAAUACCCCCAAGCUCUCAGCAAAAUUCAUUUCAUCCAAAGAGGGUGACAUCUCUGACUCCUCAGAAAAAAACAUUUCACCAAGGCCGGGUGACACCCCCAAACCUCCAGAAGAAACCAUCCAGCCCAAGGAGGGUGAAACCACCAAGUCCUCAGAAGAAACCAUUCAGCCUGUAGAAGGUGACAUCCCAGCAGAAGAAACACCGGAGCUCUUGGAGAUCAACAUGGUGAAAAUGAUCCUGAACAAAGAGGAUUUUGAGUUGGCACUCAAGGAGGCUGGAGAGAAGCUAGUGGCUGUGGACUUCUCAGCCAUGUGGUGUAGACCCUGCAGGACCAUCAAGCCCCUUUUCCAUUCCCUGUCUGUGAAGCAUGAGGAUGUAGUGUUCCUGGAAGUGGAUAUUGAUGAGUGUGAGGAGGUGGUGAAAGACUGUGAGAUCAUUAGCAUUCCAACCUUUCAGUUUUACAAAAAAGAAGAAAAGGUGGGUGAAUUUUGUGGCGCCCUUGAGGAAAAACUCAAAACGAUCAUUGAAGAAUUAAAGUAGUGCAUUCUGAAAGCAUUGCAAAGAGUCAGCUGUUUAUAACUUGUGAUUUUUUGUUUAUAAAAAAGAGGUAUAACAAAAUUGCAUGUCCAAAUGGUACUUACUUAUAAAUUGUAGAUGUUAACUGUGCCCAUUUCAAAAAGAAGUCAAAGCACUCAAGUAUAUUGACCAUAUUUUUCUUGGUGGAAAAGUAUGAUAUUAGAAUUUCCUUUGGUGGAGAUUGGAUUCCAGCUGUCCCCUAUUUUUUUAUCUUGAUUUUUUUUCCUCACCCUUGAAAACUGAAAAUUCAGCUCAAUUUUUGUCAGCAGAGAUGUUGGAAAUUUAGACAGUUCUCUAGAAGUACAUGGUUUAAAAAUGGAAAGUUCUCAUGUUCACAUAUAUUUUGGGUUUCUGAUAUUUUUAUAAAUAAAGAAUCUGAAAGAUUCACAUAUCAUAUCUAACCUUAUGUGGGGAGUGCUAUGGAGGAUUCAGGAAGUCCCAUGGGCCUGCCAACCUGAUUCAUUGGUGGCAACCCUGAAAUCAAGGCUACGGUUCCAGAUUUCAAGUCUAGGUCCCUUUUUCCUAAUAAAUGCUCACAAAAUCUGAGACAGAGCUCAAAAACUCUUGAUUUUCUCAGGUUAAGAGCUUUAUUAUUGAGGUUUAAGUCACUGUGCUCCUUGGCACCAUUAUGACAUCAGUUCCCUGGUGGCAAAGUUCCUAUUUUGUCUCCUUGGUAACUAGGUUCCUGACAUCUGUUCCCAGAUGUCUCGGAGCCCAAGGCCCUGGUCUGGUCUAUAGAUGGUGGCUUGGUCUGUCCAGUGAAUGCCUAAAACUGCAGAUAGUAAUGAACCCUCUGUAUACUGUGUUUUUUCUAUACAUACAUACCUUUUCACAUAAAGGCUUCUUUUUAGCAUACUGAUUGCCAGUAUCAUUACUCAUGUGCUUUGGGGCUGUUAUCAAGUGAAAUAAAG